This is a messenger RNA of Amoebophrya sp. A120, 1817 nucleotides long. Lineage: Eukaryota; Dinophyceae; Syndiniales; Amoebophryaceae. The record is from the annotation of a GenBank genome assembly.
AUGGCAAUGAUCGUGAGGUUCCCAGGUGGACCACCACCAUCAGCAGGGAGAGGUGCACGGUCUUCCAAUCGCUUCGUGCUCGCAGUUUCGAGACGCGGCACGGUGAAGCUGUGUGACACAAGGGGUGAUCAUGGUUGUCUUGCGUCGCAAAAACGGGCUUUCGGGGGUGUAGACCGGGCGAAAAUCCCGCGGCGGCACAUCGAGCGCCGCACGGUGGAGGAGCUCCGAGCCGUGAAUGAGGGCGCGCUCCCGAGAACCCAGCUGGAGGGCGGCCAUCUCCAGACUGCAAUCCCGCGGCGGCUCGCGACUGCGGCGGAGCGCAAUGCGUACAUCAAACUCUGUCCGCUGCCGCAGCCGGAGCUGGUGGAGUCAAAUCUCGAAGAUUGCGUUGUCCGGUCGACGGCAGCGAGAACCGUGACAGGCGCAACAGCUUUGACGCGACGGGACGCGUGGUUCGCCGGCAACUUGCGGUUCGAGGGGAUUCAGGCCAAAGUGCAGGAUUUUAAUACUUGCGACACAGCAGUUAUUGCUGCCGGUGAUGAUCUUCCAGUAGCAUCUACUUCAAGCACAACUGCUGCUCUGGAAAUAAAGAGUGUGGAUAGAAAAACCACUGACGAAAUAGAGAAUGAGAGAAAUCGUGAACAAGAACACCACCUCCCGCCGAUGAGAUAUGCCGCUGAGUGCCGAGAAGAAAAAGAAUCAACUGACGUUCGGCGGCCGACCGCGGCUGAGAUCUUGUACUUUCAGUCGGGCGGGGACCCCGAAGCCCUCCUCGAGACGGACGAAGACCGGUCAACAUCUCCUAACAUCACUACAACUUCUACCUCCGGUCUCGAAAACGGAAACCAAAGUGCAGAAAUUCUUUCAACACCGUCGACAUCACCAGUUCUGCGCGAAAAGGACUCGCUGUUCGACCUGGGAAAUAGCUGGAGAACGUGGCUGUACCCCACGCAACCGCACAACUUCACUUCGCUCCGGUCUGUCACGGAGCCCGGCAUCACGCCUUUGGACCGCGCCGCCCGGGACGUGCCGUGGGAGUCCCGGUUCGAACUGGUGACGCGCCGCGUCCGGCCGAAGUACGCUGCCGAGGUCCGGGGGACGCCGCGGCGGGAGUUCCAGGAGGGGAUGGUGGAGGGUGUUCGCGUCCGCCCGGUGUUCAACCCCUUCGUGGAGUUGACCAACGCCAAGCGCUACCGGCUGGACAACUGGCCGUCCCGGAAUUGGGACAACUGGGACCCCAACGAGAACGUCCGCGUACGGGGUGGGCGCCGGACCUACACGCUACCCAAGGACAUCGGUCCGUCGAAGGACGAGCUCGGCGAGUGGCACCCCUGCCCGAUCUCCGGGCGGUACAAGGGGGACAUCCAGAAGCAGUACGCCUACUUCUCGCUGCCCUGGGUUUGGGCCCGGGACUUCUUCAACCCGCCGAAGCACAUCCACGACCGCGAGCCCAAGGGCCGGAAGUACUGGCGGUUCCGGGAGUUCCGGAAAAUCAAAGUGGCGGAGGCGCUCCGCAAGAUGCCGCAGCUCAUCGAGGAAUACCGCCGCGAGAAGCGGGAGGCGAAACGCCUAUCCUGGUUCGAAGAUAUGAUGGUCAAGUUCUGCGGAAAAGCGUCCGCACACACCUUCAUCAGGAAGAGAAAACGCCCGAUGCAUUGAGUGCACUGAUGAACUUGUUGUUCGAGGUUGGAAACCCCACCACAUUUCUUUCGUUUUUAACAGUGGCACUAAUUGUAAUUGCUUAUUACUUGUUGUGAAUGUGAUUCGAAGAGAAUGAGAAACGUAUCAGUGUGAAAAUGGCAUAGCAUAUAGGCGAA